Molecule: messenger RNA, 2056 nt
Organism: Pistacia vera
Lineage: Eukaryota; Viridiplantae; Streptophyta; Magnoliopsida; Sapindales; Anacardiaceae
Product: protein NRT1/ PTR FAMILY 8.3-like
Exons: 5
Coding region: 3-1859 (618 amino acids)
Biological process (GO): transmembrane transport; oligopeptide transport
Cellular component (GO): plant-type vacuole membrane
Molecular function (GO): transmembrane transporter activity
Source: RefSeq, a predicted model, not a curated record
UUAUGUCUUCCAAGUUAACGAAGUAUCUUACAUUUAUCCAUCAGCAUAGCGUUUCAAUUUUCAAUUCCCAAAGUGAUAAAACUUGCAGAACUCAGAAACUCCGUAUGGGCUCCAUUGACGAAGAAAGAUUGCUCUUGGAACAAGGACGCACCCAGAAUGAGAGCAGUCAAUUGUACACAGGAGAUGGUUCCGUAGACAUUAAUGGGAAACCUGUUCUGAAGCAGAAUACUGGAAAUUGGAGAGCAUGCCCUUUCAUACUGGGUACUGAAUGUUGUGAACGUUUGGCCUACUAUGGAAUUGCGACCAAUCUUGUUUCUUAUCUUACCAACAAACUACACGAAGGAAAUGUUUCUGCUGCAAGAAAUGUUACCACCUGGCAAGGCACUUGCUAUCUUACACCUCUUAUUGGAGCCAUCUUAGCUGAUGCUUAUUGGGGAAGAUAUUGGACAAUUGCUGCUUUCUCCACAAUUUACUUUAUUGGAAUGUGCACAUUGACCCUUUCAGCAUCAAUUCCUGCACUAAAACCUGCUGAAUGUGUGGGUUCUGCCUGCCCUUCAGCUACUCUGGCUCAGUAUGCAGUAUUCUUCUUUGGGCUUUAUCUGAUUGCGCUUGGUACUGGUGGUAUUAAACCAUGUGUUUCGUCCUUUGGGGCAGAUCAGUUUGAUGAUACUGAUCCUAAAGAAAGAGUAAAGAAGGGGUCCUUCUUCAACUGGUUUUAUUUUUCUAUCAAUAUAGGUGCUCUGAUAUCUAGUAGUUUCCUGGUGUGGAUUCAAGACAAUGCUGGGUGGGGUCUAGGAUUUGGAAUUCCUGCAUUGUUUAUGGGCGCUGCAAUUGCAAGUUUCUUUUCAGGCACUCCCCUCUAUAGAUUUCAAAGACCAGGGGGAAGCCCAGUUACAAGAAUGUGUCAGGUUUUGGUUGCUUCAAUCCGUAAGUGGAAUUUGGAGGUACCUAUAGACAGUAGUCUCCUUUAUGAAACUCAAGAUAAAAACUCUGCCAUUGAAGGAAGUCGAAAGAUCGAGCAUAGUGAUGAACUUAAGUGCCUUGAUAAAGCUGCUGUGCUUUCAGAUACUGAGAUCAAAAGUGGGGAUUAUUCCAAUCCUUGGAUGCUUUGCACUGUAACACAGGUGGAGGAAUUGAAAAUUUUAAUCCGUAUGUUUCCCAUCUGGGCUACUGGAAUUAUAUUUUCUGCUGUCUAUGCCCAAAUGUCUACAAUGUUUGUGGAACAAGGGAUGAUGAUGGACACAUCAAUUGGUUCUUUCACCAUUCCUCCGGCCUCUCUUUCAAGUUUUGAUGUUAUCAGUGUUAUUUUCUGGGUCCCCAUCUAUGAUAAGUUCAUUGUACCUAUUGCAAGGAAGUUCACAGGCAAGGAGAGAGGCUUCUCAGAGUUGCAGCGAAUGGGAAUUGGCCUCUUUCUUUCAAUUCUGUGCAUGUCGGCAGCUGCAUUGGUGGAGAUUAACCGGCUACAGAUUGCAAGAGAGCUUGGGCUGGUUGAUGAAGAUGUUGCCGUGCCAUUAAGUAUCUUUUGGCAAAUUCCUCAAUAUUUCUUGUUGGGUGCUGCUGAGGUAUGUACAUUCAUUGGGCAGCUUGAGUUUUUCUAUGACCAAUCUCCCGAUGCCAUGCGAAGCUUGUGCAGCGCAUUGUCACUUCUGACAACGUCAUUGGGCAAUUACCUGAGCUCAUUUAUUUUGACAAUGGUAACGUACUUCACAACUAAAGGUGGGAAAACUGGAUGGAUUCCGGAUAACUUGAAUGAGGGUCAUCUUGAUUACUUCUUCUGGCUUUUGGCUGGACUCAGCUUCUUUAACAUGUUGGUGUAUGUUGUUUGUGCCAAAAAGUACAAGAAGAAGAAGGCUUCUUAAUUUUUUUACGGAACUUUAAAUAGAAAUGGUGUGUACAUAAAAUCUGCAUGUUCUGCAAUCAGUUGAAGGUUCAAAAGCUAAUCUAUUUUGCUUGUAAUGGUGGACUGAAAAAUGAUGUACGUAAAAUAAUAUCUAAUCUAUUCUGCUUGUAAUAGCUACACGUAUGUACUUUAUGUUAUUUGUUAUUUGUUAUUGAU